Molecule: messenger RNA, 3053 nt
Organism: Hydra vulgaris (swiftwater hydra)
Lineage: Eukaryota; Metazoa; Cnidaria; Hydrozoa; Anthoathecata; Hydridae
Product: telomerase protein component 1
Cellular component (GO): Cul4-RING E3 ubiquitin ligase complex
Source: RefSeq, a predicted model, not a curated record
UUUCACUUUUUUAGAUUCGUAAGAUUUUAUUAACUUUUGAGUUAUGGGUUUUAUACUCAGUAAAGAUGGUCAUCGCCAACCACUUCAAACUAAUAAUGCAAAUAAGAAUAAUGCAAUUAGAAACACUGAAUGCUUUCAAAAAAGUUUUUCUAAUCAAGAUGUUGAUAGAGAAGAGACAGACAGAGAAUCUAUCAAAAACACAGAGUACUAUCAAAAAAAAUUUUUAAAUCAAGAUGUUGAUGAGAAAAUGUCGGACAGUGAUUCAAUCAAAAACGGUGAAUGUUCUUUAAGUAAAAAUGAAAACCAAAGUAACGAUAUAAAAGAGGCGGAUAACUCUCCUGUUGAAGCUGCCAAUAGUUCACAUGUUAACUUAUCAUAUGAAAACAAUCAAGAAAUAAAAAGGGAAAAUAUUGAACCGUCUCAAAGUAGUCUGGAUAUUAUUGAUGCUUCAUGGAUAGAAAUAGAUUCUAAUAUUUCAAGAAAACCGUUUCUAGAUUCCAAUCAAAUAAAUAAUGGAGUUGAAAGUAAAUCUGGGUGGAAAGUGAUUCGGCUUUUUAUAUCAUCAACAUUUGCUGAUUUUCAUGAAGAAAGAGAAGUACUAAUUAAAAAAGUUGUACCAGAAUUGCGAGAAUGGUGUGAGCAGAGACAGGUUCAUCUAAUUGAGUGUGACUUACGUUGGGGUGUUCCAAAAAAUACAGAUUCAAAAGACACUAUUUCAACAUGUUUAGAUGAAGUAUCGCGAUGUAUAAAAGAAACAAAUGGUCAACCUUUCUUUUUGAAUAUGUUAAGUGAAAGGUAUGGUUGGAUCCCUAAAAAAGAAGAUCUUUCUGAUGAGUUCAUAUCAGCAUAUAACUGGAUAUUCCCAUUGUCAAUCACACACAUGGAAAUACUGUGUGCAGCAUUAAAAACAAAUUCCCCCAAUUCUUUAUUUAUGAUACGAGAUGAAGAAUCAUUAGCUAACAUUCCUGAUUCAUUUUUAUCUUCAUUUAUAGAUACACAAGAGCUAUCUAAGUUAAGCCUUCAGCGGCUUAAAAAAGAAUUAAAGAGCAGGUUUCCUGAUAAAACUUUUACAUAUAAAUCCAAAAUGGCUGGAGUAGAUUCAACCACUGGACUCCAAAAGCUGCGUUUUAAUGAGUUGGAUGAAUUUGCUUCAGUGAUCACAAAAUAUUAUAAAGAACGCAUUGAAGAAUAUGCACCUUUAGUAGAAGAAAUUGUUGAUAAUUCAGCAUUUCAACAAAAUGCUUUCAUACAAAAAAAAGGCUCACUGUUGGUUGGUCGAGAAAAAGAAAUUAGCAGUAUUAUGCAAUUUGUAAUUUCUGGUGAGAAAAAGUGUUUUCUUUUAGUUGCGGAGCAAGGUUGUGGAAAGUCUUCACUAAUAGCAGCCAGUGUUCUUCAACUUUCUCAGAAACAAAUACCUUGUUUAUAUAACUUCUCGUCAUCUACUCCUGGUUCUACAGAAUCUUUACAAGUUAUGUUAAAUUUCAUACAACAACUCUCAGCUCAACUAAACAAACAAUCACCUAAAGGUAUGACAGGAUAUGAAAAUAUUUUAAAUGUUUUUCAUAACUUACUCAAAGAAAUCUGUGUUGAAAAAAAAGGUUUUACUAUUGUUCUUGAUGCUGUAAACCAAUUUGAGGAUGAAGCAGGUAAAUCUUGCUCAUGGUUGCCUUUACCUAGUGAUGAUAUAGACAUUCGCUACAUUAUCAGUUGCACACCUGAUUUCGGAAGUGGUUAUUCUUCUAUUAAUGAAAAGUUUCAAGACCAAAGUGAAACUAUGUAUCUCCAAGGUUUUACCACAGAACAUCGUAUUAAGCUUGUGCAACAGUUAUUUGGUCGCUUUAACAAAAAGUUAGAUUCUGAACAACUUGACUUGUUAGUUUCAAGCGAAGGAUCAUCAUCUCCACUUUGGCUAGCUCUUGCUUGUGAGGAACUAAGAGUGUUUGGAGUGUUUGAAAGAGUUACUGAACGAAUUAAAGAACUUCCAAGUACAAUAGACAACUUGUUAUCAUUCAUAUUAAAAAGAAUUAUUACUGAAGAUGAUACAAACAAAAUAGAAAAGACACUUUGUUUCCUUGCUUGUUCAGCUAACAAUCUUGCAGAAAUGGAACUAUUGCAUUUACUUGGAGAUGGAGUUGAAGAGACUUUGCCUAUGUUUUUAUGGGUUAAAAUCAGAAGACAAAUUAAACCUUUUUUACUCAACACCGGAAGUGAAAAUUGUGAAUUUUAUUCAUUCUUUCAUUCUUCUGCUAAACAGGUUGUUUUUCAAACAUUUUUGCAAGAAGAAAAUAAUGUUAAAGAACAUCACAAAGUGCUUGGGAGAUAUUUUUUGAAACACGGUGCCAAUGACUAUAGAACAGCAUCUGCUAUUAUAUUUCAUUUUAAAAAGUCUGGCAUGACUGAGGAAAUUAUUUCAUUUUUACGCAAAGAUGUGAGAAGUCAACAAAUAUCUGAUGUGGAAAGAAGUAGAAUCUUUUCUGGUUUAAGAUGUGCAAACUUUAUUCAUCCGGGCAAUAAUCCGUUCAAGCAUCCUGUUCAUUGUUGUUUUAUUUGCAGUAUAAAAGCAAAGGAACUCACUCAGAAACCACUUCCAACAAAAGAUUUAUGCAUUGUGUGUGGUGCUUACCGCCCAUGGAAAAACAACGAAAGUCUAGCAUUUUUGUGUCAGCAACAUAAACAGUUCACUGCCCCUGAUACAGACAAAUGUUAUUUAUGUGGACAAUUUAUUUCUCUUAAACAACCUGUUGUUGGUGUUCCCAUGUAUGAGAGAUGUUAUUGUUGCACGAUGUGUUCAAUGAGUAAACAAUGCAUUGCUUUAUCUCGAAAAUAAUUUUAAUAGUGACAUAAACGGAUACAUUCCCUUGUUAUAUUUGUUAAGCAAAUUUUUUAGUUCAGUGUUUAUUUAUUUGAAAUAAGUUUUUUAUAACACAUAAUUGUUAACGUAGUUAAAUAUUUUAAUAUUUUUAACAGUGAAAAUCGAUGAAUAAUUUUAAUAAGUUUCUUAAUAUAGCAUGUUUUUUGCUCAACUGACUCCUCAUACCAGGCAAUAAUUAACA